This is a messenger RNA of Oikopleura dioica, 1893 nucleotides long. NCBI's taxonomy places the organism in Eukaryota, Metazoa, Chordata, Appendicularia, Copelata, Oikopleuridae. The record is from the annotation of a GenBank genome assembly.
AUGUUUCGAUCUCGAAAGCCGCGAGGUCAAAGAAGCAUUCGCAAAAUUGAAACUGACGAUGGCGACGACAUGGAAAUCGAAGAGGCGGAAGAAUCCGCCAUUCCGACUCCUCCAAUUCAGCCAAAAGCGAAAAAAGAAAAAAAGGCGAAAAAGGAGAAGAAGAACAAGCCCAAGCCAGCACUGAGUUUCGGAGAUGACGAUACAGAAGGAGACUCGGCAGAAUUCAAGGUCAAAAAGUCGAACAGAAGUCGCAAACUCGCAGAAAAGCUAAGAAGCGAAGUGGAAAAAGAGUCAAAGGAGAAUCGCGGCUCUUACUGGGGAUCGGGGAAUAGCUACUCUGCUGCGGACCUUUCUCGGCUGAAGAAUACCCAGAAAUCCAUUCCAAUGGACACGGCGCCGGUGAUCAUGAAUUCAGAAGAACUCGACAGAGCUGAUGCCCAGGCGGGCGUCAAAAGCGCCUUCAGGGAAAAGAUCUUGGACAGAAUGGGCGGAGGAGGUGCCAUUCCCGACGCCAAUGCCAUCCACGAAGCCAGAAAAAGAAGAGAAGAAGCUAGACGAAACAAAGAAGAGUCCUACAUUCCCAUCUCAAGGUCCAAAGCGUCGAAAAAAGGCGGUCGACUGGCGCAGCAAGAUUCUGACGGCGAAGAAAAUGUAAUUAAAAUGGAAGGUGUUAGAACAAACGGAUUCGCCCAAGACGACAUCGACGUUGGCCGAGAGCGUGAUGACGAAUCCGUCCAAAAAUGGGAAUCCGAGUUGAUACGAGGCUCGAAUGUGCCAGGGCAUAUGUCGAGUACGCCGUUGGAAACAAUGACGAGGAAUAUGAAGAAUAUCGAGAACGUCCUGACACGAAUGGAAAACAAACUUGGCGAUGUAAAAGAGCGUCUAGAAGAAUGCCAGCAGAAUUUGAAGAACAUUAAGGCCGAGGAAGAAAGAUCUGAAGAACCACUUCCAGAAGAAGCAAGCGAAAUUGAGCUGCAAGAACGAUACACUUACUUCAGCGAAAUGAAAGCGUGGCUUAAAGACUUUACGAAUUUCAUCAACUCGAAGCGGGAAGACGUCGAAAAGUGGCACAGACAACUUCGAGAUCUUCAAGCGGAAAGAGCGUCUGUUGUUCUGCGGAGAAGACAACUGGACGUGAAGGACUGUGGCCAGCAGUUUCCCUUUCACGGAAAGAAAAACGGCAUUCCUAUUGAGACCCUGGCGCCCGACGUUCAAAGCAGAAUUCGUGCUCGAGAUGGACGAAGACGAAGACGAGCUGAAAUGCGUCCAAAGUCUAAGCAUCACGAGCCAGGAGACUCGACAGACGAUGAGCUCGAUCCGGAGAACGCUGCUGUUUUCGAAGAAAAAUUUCGAAAGCUGGAAGAAGAGCGGCUACAGAUUUACGCAGAUGUUGUUGAAGAAUACACGGACAGUCAUCUUUUACUCAAUCGCUUCAACAAGUGGCGUGUGAGCUUUCCUCGCUGGUACAAAGUCUGCUUCGUUGAAGAAUGCGCCGGCUCGAUCAUUAUUCCCGUUUUAAAGGUGGAAAUGAAAGGUUGGACGCCUCAAACUUGCUCGCUCGAGAAGACAAAAACGCUAGAAAACGUGAUACGUUAUUCGAUCGCCCCUGAAGAACCAGAACUAAUGUUGCUCCCAUUUGUCCUUGGAAAGUAUCCUCUAGAAACUGUCAAUUGGUGGGUGAAGGAGAUAUACGACCCGAUCAGUUCAAGACAGACGAAAUGUCUAACAGAGUUUCUUUACUCGCCUCUGAUGAAGAACCUGCCAUGGGCGCACCAAGAAGACGACAAAAUGAAGAAACUCGCCGCGAACAUUCUUGCCCGUCUCAGUGAAAGAGUUUUUAAUGCUAGAAUUUACGCUAGAUUGCUCAAAUUCGCUAAAUUAAUGGCGCAAUGA